Molecule: messenger RNA, 4303 nt
Organism: Sorex araneus (European shrew)
Lineage: Eukaryota; Metazoa; Chordata; Mammalia; Eulipotyphla; Soricidae
Gene: PATL1
Product: PAT1 homolog 1, processing body mRNA decay factor
Exons: 19
Coding region: 244-2556 (770 amino acids)
Biological process (GO): P-body assembly; deadenylation-dependent decapping of nuclear-transcribed mRNA
Cellular component (GO): P-body
Molecular function (GO): RNA binding
Source: RefSeq, a predicted model, not a curated record
CCACUCGGAAGCGGGACGCCAAAUCUGUCCCCGCGCAGCCGCCGCCGCCGCCGGGCGCCGAGCCGAGCGGCCGCCCUCCCCGCGGCGCGCCUGCGCACGUUCCCACGCACGCUCCGGCGUACGGCGGCGGCCAGGGGUCGCGAGCCGGUGGAGCACCCGCGCGCGGAGGAGCCCGGGGAGUCGACGCUUCUUUCCCUCCCUCCCCCCAUUCCCCUCCCCGCUCCCUCCCCCCCCUCCCCGAGAAUGUUCCGCUACGAGUCUUUGGAGGACUGCCCUCUGGAUGAAGAUGAAGAUGCAUUUCAGGGCCUGGGAGAAGAAGAUGAAGAGAUUGAUCAGUUCAAUGAUGAUACAUUUGGGUCAGGGGCAGUUGAUGAUGAUUGGCAGGAAGCACAUGAGCGCCUGGCUGAAUUGGAAGAGAAACCACCAGUGGCAGUUAAUGAACAAACAGGCAAUGGAGAAAGAGAUGAGAUGGAUUUGUUGGGUGACCACGAGGAGAAUCUGGCAGAAAGACUUAGUAAAAUGGUGAUUGAAAAUGAACUGGAAGAUCCAGCUAUCAUGAGAGCAGUGCAGACCAGGCCAGUUUUGCAACCCCAACCAGGAAGCCUCAAUUCUAGCAUCUGGGAUGGAUCUGAAGUUCUGAGGCGAAUUAGAGGACCACUGCUUUCUCAGGAAAUGCCUACGGUGUCCGUAUUAGAAUAUGCCUUGCCUCAGAGGCCCCCGCAAGGCCCAGAAGAUGAUCGGGAUCUCUCUGAGCGAGCUCUACCAAGGCGAUCGACGUCCCCUAUCAUCGGGAGUCCUCCUGUCAGAGCUGUCCCCAUAGGCACCCCGCCCAAGCAGAUGGCCGUACCCAGCUUCAACCAGCAGAUUCUGUGUCCGAAGCCUGUCCAUGUUCGGCCCCCAAUGCCGCCUCGUUACCCUACUCCCUAUAAUGAGAGGAUGUCUCCAAACCAGCUCUGCACUGUCCCGAACUCUUCCCUCCUGGGUCACCCUUUCCCUCCUAAUGUUCCUCCUGUCCUCAGCCCCCUCCAGAGAGCACAACUUCUUGGAGGAGCACAGCUACAGCCUGGACGGAUGUCUCCCAGCCAGUUUGCACGGGUCCCUGGAUUUGUUGGUAGCCCACUUGCUGCCAUGAAUUCCAAGUUGCUACAAGGGCGAGUUGGGCAGAUGCUUCCCCCAGCACCAGGCUUCCGUGCCUUCUUCGGUGCUCCAGCCCCUGCUACCCCACCUCCACAGCCGCACCCCCCUGGCCCAGGACCUCAUCUCCAAAACCUCAGAUCUCAGGCCCCAAUGUUCAGACCAGACACCACUCACCUUCAUCCCCAGCAUCGCCGGCUCUUGCAUCAGAGGCAGCAGCAGAACAGAAAUCAGCAUCGGAAUCUGAAUGGUGCAGGAGACAGGGGAAGUCAUCGGAAUAGUCAUCAGGAUCAUCUCCGGAAGGAUCCUUAUGCCAAUCUCAUGUUGCAACGAGAAAAGGAUUGGGUCUCUAAAAUCCAGAUGAUGCAACUGCAAAGCACUGAUCCCUACCUGGAUGAUUAUUAUUACCAGAAUUACUUUGAAAAACUGGAGAAACUGUCAGCUGCUGAAGAAGUGCAGGGUGAAGGCCCUAAGAAGGAGCGCACCAAGCUCAUUACCCCUCAGGUGGCCAAGCUAGAACACGCCUACAAGCCAGUGCAAUUUGAGGGUUCUUUGGGAAAACUUACUGUCUCUAGUGUGAAUAAUCCUCGAAAAAUGAUUGACGCUGUUGUGACAUCUCGGAGUGAAGAUGAUGAAACAAAAGAAAAACAGGUUCGGGACAAGAGGCGGAAAACCCUUGUCAUAAUUGAGAAAACGUAUAGUUUACUCCUUGAUGUGGAGGAUUAUGAAAGACGGUAUCUCCUAAGUCUAGAAGAAGAGCGACCUGCCUUGAUAGAUGAGAGAAAGCACAAAAUUUGUAGCAUGUAUGACAACUUAAGGGGGAAAUUACCUGGACAAGAUAGGCCAAGUGAUGAACACUUUGUACAGAUCAUGUGUAUCCGAAAAGGGAAGAGAAUGGUUGCCCGCAUUCUUCCUUUCCUCUCCACAGAACAAGCAGCUGACAUUCUCAUGACAACAGCCAGAAACCUCCCUUUUCUUAUCAAGAAGGAUGCACAAGAUGAGGUGCUGCCAUGCUUACUGAGUCCCUUCUCUCUCCUCCUGUAUCAUCUUCCGUCAGUGACUGUCACCAGCCUUCUGCAACAGCUGAUGAACCUACCUCAGAGUGCAGCUGCACCAGCACCUUCCAAUCCUCACCUCGCGGCUGUGCUCCAGAACAAGUUUGGCCUGUCACUGCUCCUUGUCAUCCUGAGCCGUGGGGAAGACCUACAGAGUUCAGAACCUGCUCCAGAAUUAACGCAAAACAACCAGUGGACCGAGGUAAUGUUCAUGGCUACCCGAGAACUUCUGCGGAUCCCGCAGGCAGCGCUGGCCAAGCCCAUCUCCAUACCCACAAACCUAGCAUCACUCUUCUCUCGCUAUGUCGACCGUCAGAAACUGAACUUGCUGGAGACAAAACUGCAGCUAGUUCAGGGGAUCCGAUAAAGAGACCUUCAGAUGUGUCCCGUACCUCCUUUUGGCUGUCACCUGCACUGCUGCCACCACCAGUGGAGUGUUUUCCCUGCGGGAGGGAAGCCGCUGACUCCCCAGAGCGUCUCGCGGGACUGCUGCCCGUCGCAGGGGUCUCGGUGCUGGUGUUGCCCCCACUGCUCUAUGAAAUUUGGCUGGGUGAUACUUCCGCUGGUUUCUUCUUACCUACUGUGUUACAAUUCUGCAUGUCCUACUUUUACGAAAUUCUUCCCAAUUUUGCAGAGGUUUUCUUUUCUUUUUUUUUUUUUUGCCCUAGAGACACAAAUAUAAUCUCUCCCUUUAUCCCACCACCGCUACUCCAGUUGAGAGUAGAUUGUAGCCUGCCAAAGGAUUCCUUCCCGCAUCCUAUUGAAGUCUUACUGCCCCAUAUUAAUAUUAAUAGGAAAGCCAAUUAAGUAGAAGUACACAUAUAUACAUAUAUGCCCAGGUAUAUGUAUAUAUACACACACACAUGUUCCUAUCUAUGUUUAUGUGGUAUUCCGAGGAUCCUUAAAGAAUCAGUUUUAGAUGGAAAAAAAUCUUUAGUUGCCACGUCUGUCCUCCGAACACAAAACCCAAAACCAGCUGAUAUAUUUUUUUUAACUAUUUCUAGUCCAUCUUGUAAUUAAUUUGGUGGGUUCUACUUGUUUUAAUAUUAAUACAGGGUAUGCAGCACAUCUAAUAAAAUCGACACUUGUAAUUGGCUGCUGCCCAGCUCUAGACUGAGAAGUCCUCACCCUCCACCCCCUCUACCCACCCCCCAUUUCCUUUCUGUCCCCCUCAGUGGAGACAGCACACGGUUAAGUCUUUCUCCUGGUACAACUACGGUGUAUUAGUCUGUUUCCUCUAGGGCAGACCAGAUUGCCCAAGAUGACCUUGACUUACAGUCUGCUUUCAUGGUGUAGCUUUUGCACACUUACUCUUGUCUUCCUCAGACUACUUCAGUAAGCCAUGCUUUUCCUUCCCUUCACCCCUCACCCCCACCCCACCUCCUCUUUUUUUGUUGUUGUUGUUGGUGGUGCCAUGGGUAGAAAACUCCAAGCAUAGCCACGGAGGCUCACUUUGCGUGCUUGGCCCAUUUGUCUCCACCGCGCCAUGGGCAGAACUCCUGUCGCUGCUACUUAAUCUCCCCCACGUCCCACUUCCCAGGCACGCCUGGGGCCUGGGUCCGAAGCCCAGCAGGGCCAGCUUGCUCUGAUUCUUCCUACUAACCCCUCUUCCAGCAAUCAACCAGGAUACGGGAUUCUGAUCCCGAGUGAUUACAGCCUUCAAGAAAAAUGAAAUCUGAAUUAAUUUUAUAUGACAGUCCUGUACCUUUUUGCUGUUCUCACCUUUUCGAAUGUAGUAGAGGGGACAAGUUAUAUAUAAAGAGAAUAAACAUUUUGCACAUACAUGUAUUGUACAACAGUAAACUCCUCCGUUAUAACCAGCUGUCCUUGUUCUCCAUCUCCGUUCCUCCCACUCUGUCGGCCCCAGGCUCCACCGGCUCUUCCCCGGUGACGUGACCUCGUUUCCCUCUGCCGUAACCUACUGACUCUCCACCCGGCGCCUUUCCUCCUUCACAACUGAUCGAGUGAAUACUUGAUUAUUAUUUCUUCCUUUCUGUGCUUUAUCUUUUUUGUUUGGUUCUAAUAAAAAAUUAAAGUUUCUAAAUUUACAUUUUUAUAGGGUAUUGUAAAUAAAAACAAAUUGUAUACUUGAAAAAAAAAAUGUGUGCCUCCAU